Molecule: messenger RNA, 1714 nt
Organism: Thlaspi arvense
Lineage: Eukaryota; Viridiplantae; Streptophyta; Magnoliopsida; Brassicales; Brassicaceae
Source: the annotation of a GenBank genome assembly
AUGGCGUUUUGUAUUUCUGAAACUCAUAUCAAAUCAAAGCAUUCUUUUCCGCUCCUAUACUGGAUUUGCGAUGAUGAACUAUCUGGUUCACAGAGAAGAGCCGUCUCUUCUUCGAAGCGAAGCUCGCUUACUCGCAUGGUCGCUGUUGCUACCGCUACUUCUGGAAUUGUAUACGCUAAAACUAAUCCAGAUGCAGGAACGAGGAUAUCACUGGCUGUUCCAGAAUCUGUUCGGGAGUCUCUGUCAAUGUCAUUACCUUGGCAGAUUUCACAGGGCCUGAUUCAUCGCCCAGAUCAAAGCUUGUUUGGAAAUUUCACGGCGUUUUCUUCCAGAGUCGGUCGAAAAUCAGAAGCAGCUGCAAAUGAUGAGAAGGGAGUUCCGGUUGAAGCAUCGGAGGAAAGUGCUAAACCAAGUAGCGGCGGGUACUUGGGGAGAGAUACAAUAGCAAAUGCGGCUGCAAGAGUAGGACCUGCAGUUGUCAAUCUAUCGAUUCCUCAGGGUAUCUAUGGGAUUUCUACGGGGAAAAGUAUCGGUUCUGGAACAAUCAUUGAUGCUGAUGGUACGAUAUUGACUUGUGCUCAUGUUGUAGUUGAUUUUCAAAACCUUCGUCAAUCAUCUAAAGGGAGGGUUGAUGUGACGUUGCAAGAUGGUAGGACGUUCGAAGGCGUGGUGGUGAACGCUGAUUUGCAAUCAGACAUAGCAUUAGUGAAGAUAAAGUCAAAGACUCCAUUGCCAACUGCUAAGCUUGGUUUCUCGAGUAAGCUUCGUCCAGGGGACUGGGUAAUAGCUGUGGGUUGUCCUCUUUCUCUCCAGAACACAAUUACUGCUGGCAUUGUCAGUUGUGUUGAUCGCAAAAGUAGUGAUUUGGGUUUAGGAGGCACACGUAGAGAAUAUCUCCAAACAGACUGCGCGAUCAAUGCUGGAAACUCUGGUGGGCCUCUUGUGAAUUUGGAUGGAGAAGUAAUUGGUGUCAACAUAAUGAAAGUCUUGGCUGCAGAUGGGCUAGGGUUUUCUGUGCCAAUUGACUCAGUCUCCAAGAUCAUCGAGCACUUCAAAAAGAGCGGGAGAGUUAUUCGUCCAUGGCUUGGGUUAAAAAUGAUCGAACUCAACAAAAUGAUCAUGGCUCAGCUCAAAGAACGAGACCCGUUGUUUCCUGAUGUGGAGAAAGGCAUUCUUGUCCCUACGGUGAUUCCGGGAUCACCGGCUGAUCGAGCUGGAUUCAAACCAGGUGAUGUUGUUGUGAGAUUUGAUGGGAAGCCGGUCGAGACCAUCAAGGAGGCAUGUAUCAUCAUUUUCUCAAUAAUAGAGAUAAUAGACGAUAGAGUUGGGAAGCGGAUGCGAGUAGUAGUGGAAAGAUCAAAUAAAGAAAGGGUCACACUAGAAGUCAUUCCUGAGGAGGCUAAUCCAGACAUGUGAUGUGACACUUUCAAUGUCUUAUACUAAAAGCUGCAAUGAGUUUUUGCUUGCUUUGGUUUCAUGGGAUUUGCUUCCUCUUUUUCAAGGGAGCAAAGUGAAACCCAAGUCGAUGACAUUUAGGACAAAAAAUAUAUCCGUACUAAUGGCUUCAGUUCAUUUAACGUUAGCCAAGGAAGUUGAUUGGUAAAUUUUUUGUUUGAAAGAGUUCUUUUUGAGGUCAGUGAUGAAAUGUGGUAGCUGAUAAAGGACUAGCGUUUAUCGUGAUUAGAAACAAAAAAGUUAUUAACUAUAAGUGGUC